AUGGCACCAUCAAAAUGCGACAUCAACGGCGUCGACUACGAAAAGGGCUACCUCCAAACCAUGGACCAAGUCACCACCAAAAUGGCCGGUGCACUGGGAUUCAAAGACACAGGGCAACUCUGGGACUUAUACCUGAAAGACCCCGCCACAAAACCCAUCCUCACAAGCUGGCUCGACAUAAGGAAGAAGACCUUCGGCGCAAAGUUAAAACAUGCACACAUGACGAUCCGCCCAGCAGUUAUAAAUCGGGCCUUCGAUCCGAAGAUGCAGCCUAUCAUAUCUAGUACCAGACAACCUAGAAUUGGGCGCGACGGCGUCGACGAGAAGUCUCUCGCGCCUAUGACUUGUCUCUGGAUGGCGUGGAAGCUUAUCAAAGCGAGCCCCGGGUUGUUUCGACGCAGCCAGUUGGAUACUAAACCGCCGCAUGUGGACCCGUACGAUAUCACGCAUGCUAAUAAGUUGCUGUCGUGGAUAUACCGCAAGCAAAUGGGGAGUAAGAUCCCUACCACGAGGCCGCGGAAUACCGCUGUCGAGCCGCCAGUUUUCUUCCAUGAGGGUUUGGGGGCUACGACUGCGGCAGGGCCGAGUCGGUCAGUGCGGGAUUUGUUUGGGGUGUCUUCGGGUGAUGCUGCGAAGGCUAUGGAGAAUGAGAGGGCUGUUGCUGUGGCGAGUCGGGAUGAGGAUGCUGCGAGGACUCUCAAGCUUGAUGUCGUUGGUGAGCUUACGGAUGCGAUAUAUAAUGAGUCGAACCUGGGGGGACAGAUUGCGGGUGGACGCACGCCUUGCCUCCCGAUUGAUCGGGCGAAUCUAUUGCGGCAUCUGAUGGAGAUUGAUUGUUUUCAGCAUGAUUGCAUAUUGAGUGAGACUACUCAUGAUCUUGCUGGUGAUGGUGGUGUUGGCAUGGAUGCUCCGCGCGAGGUUGCCCUAAGUGUUGCAGCAACAGAGAAUGCCCCUAGCAAUGGCCAGCACCCUAAGGCGUCAACGGAUGAGAGGCCCUCUCAUGAGGAAACCCAAGUUUCGACCAUGGACGAAAGUCCCAAAGGCACUGAGCUUAAGGCAGCUCCACCGUCACCAACACCAGCCCUUCUAUCCCUGAAUCUGGAAUCGCUUCUCGAGAACCCGACCAUGGUCGGACCAGAUGUGCCACCUUGCCAGAUCACGACUGUUGAACUCGCGAACCCAGAUCGCAUCCAAGCUAUGCACAACGAGCGUUACGAUGUGCUACUCCGUGAAUUCCAGCCUAAUGCCGACCCAGCACAAUACACAUCUGCUGAUCCAGGCAGUGGGAGCCACGCACAUAGAUGUGCGCUUCGGCGUCUCUGCCUACUUGCCUUCUCACCACGACUCGAUAAAUUCGUCUCACGAAUCAACGCUAAACAUGACCUAACGACGCAGAUGAAGGACCACGCAGAGAAAGAAGACAGAGGGUUUGCACUAUACUACGCAAACACAGCCCUAGACCUUUCCGUACCCAUGCCAUCUACACCCCUCCUCCAGGGCUCAUACUUGGCAAUGGACACGCCCAAACUGCGAAUUCUGCUCAAGAUACUCCACGACGAGGGCAUAUUUGAUACAACUACAGCAGUGGCAGCCCGCCCCCACAUAAUAAUCGUCGCCCACUGGCCCCUAAUCCUCUGGAUGACAGAGAUGUUCCUAAACUCGCUCUCCAUCCCCUUCGUGACAAUCCGACCCUCCAUGUCCGCCAAAGACCGCAGGAAAGCCAUAACGUGCUUUACAACCUCGAGCCCUAAACGCGCGUGCCAGGUGCUGCUCACGAAUUUCAAUUGCGGGGCCAAGACGAUGAAUCUGCAUACGCGCUGCUCGAGAAUGGUUGUUAUGGAGCCCCCGCUGAGUAUGAAACGGCUCUUCCAUGCUAUUGGGGGUAUUCAUCGUGUGGGGCAGAAAGAGCGUCAGAAGGUCUGGGUCCUUUAUCAGGAUCAGACGUUUAGUCGGUGGAUGGAGGCGAAUAGUACGUUGAAUGCGUUGCCUUGGGUUGCGGGGAAGAUGGAGAAGGAGCAACAGGGAGGGGGAGAGGGGUCUGGAAGCUCUGGGAGUAAGGGCAAGGGCAAGCGCAGGGCUAGUUAUGAGGGUGCGGAGGCAGAAUUGACAAGGCUGUUUGGGAGGCCUUGUGAUUUCUCUAGCUUUAUCAAUUAUUGUGAUCUUGGGGAUGGGCUGGCUGUAUCUGUUCCUGCUAAACGGGCAAGUGGCGAGGGAAUCAAGCCUAGACGGGCGAAACGGGCGAAGAAGCAAAGAAGUAAAGAAGACGCGGAAGUUUUAUCAUAUAGCUAG
This is a messenger RNA of Aspergillus puulaauensis, 2289 nucleotides long. RefSeq lists its product as uncharacterized. The transcript has 2 exons. The record is from RefSeq and is a predicted model, not a curated record. The coding region runs from base 1 to 2289 and encodes 762 amino acids. NCBI's taxonomy places the organism in Eukaryota, Fungi, Ascomycota, Eurotiomycetes, Eurotiales, Aspergillaceae.